AACCCCGACUUUCCUAUUUGACAACUAUAUUCAUCUCUAUCUCUUUCCCAUUCUCUUUCUCUCUCUAUCUGUCUCUCUUUUUCUUCCUCUCUCCUUCUCUGAAACAUGGGUGAUUAUGAUCCUGAAGCAUGCAAUACAAGCCUCCAACUUGGACUUGGCUCGGGUGGAUAUGCUCCAAGGCAAGAGAUGAGGACCAAGGAUAGGCCUCUGGUCUGCUUAGACCUAUCAUUUGCUCUUCGCCCAAAACCGGAGAAGAUUGCUAACUUGGAUGAUCACAUGGCAAAUGGAUCGAGUUUGAAGACGAAUAUUUUCUAUGAAGACGAAGAAGAUCGGAGAAGCACUGAUCAUACCGAUAGCGAGAUCACCAACAGCAAAAAUGGUGCAAGAAAGAAACUGAGGCUGACAAAAGAGCAAUCCACUUUGCUAGAAGACAGCUUCAAGCGCCAUAGCACCCUUAAUCCGACCCAGAAACAUGCUCUUGCUGGGCUAUUGAAUCUGAAGCCAAGACAGGUUGAAGUUUGGUUCCAGAACAGAAGAGCAAGGACAAAGCUGAAGCAAACAGAAGUGGACUGUGAGUUCUUGAAGAAAUGGUGCGAAAGUCUGAGCGACGAGAAUCGGAAACUGAAGAAGGAACUGCAGGAGCUAAAAUCGUUGAGUGUGAAUGGGGCAUCAUCACCAUUAUUGACUCAUCAAAUCCCAAAGACCACGAUGCUCACAAUGUGUUCAUCUUGUGAGAGAAAGGCAAAAGCUAAUGAUCAAUAUCCUAAUAACGAAGCAGCAGCAAAGAAUUAAAGCAGAUGCCAGACGAUCUUCUGAGUGUGGUCCGGAAAGAGUUGAAUAAGUUGCAGAUCGAGCGGCUUUGACAGUAACAAAAUUAUACUGAGAGAUUGAUUUCGAAUACGUUCAUAGCCACUGCCAUAGCCAAGUAUGUAGGUGCAAGAAUUAGGGAUGUGUUGAUGUCGAUCAAUCAACUACUAGUCAACUACCACAUGACUAAACUGCUGAAUCAUAUGUUUGCUUUGAUUUACUGAUUAUAGGAAAAUUUAAAGGAAUUAAUGUUCCA
Molecule: messenger RNA, 1063 nt
Organism: Rosa chinensis
Lineage: Eukaryota; Viridiplantae; Streptophyta; Magnoliopsida; Rosales; Rosaceae
Product: homeobox-leucine zipper protein HAT22
Exons: 3
Coding region: 106-792 (228 amino acids)
Biological process (GO): regulation of DNA-templated transcription
Molecular function (GO): DNA-binding transcription factor activity, RNA polymerase II-specific; sequence-specific DNA binding
Source: RefSeq, a predicted model, not a curated record